Marchantia polymorpha subsp. ruderalis is the source of this 1397-nucleotide messenger RNA. NCBI's taxonomy places the organism in Eukaryota, Viridiplantae, Streptophyta, Marchantiopsida, Marchantiales, Marchantiaceae. The record is from the annotation of a GenBank genome assembly.
UGCCUUCCUCUAGAAGGGAGACGGAGUGAGGGGAGGAGAGGAAGAAGAAUGCGGCUGGUGCUCGAGCGGGAGGAGCACUGCUGAGAGAAUCGGUUGGGGGCAGGAGGCGAAAUCGGCGAUUGGGCUCAUGAGUGGCGCUGUUGGGGGCUGGGGAUUGAAUGCGGAGUGAGCCAUGAGUUCGACGGGGAGUUUUUGGAGUGCGACGUACAGUAGUUUGUGCUCUCAACUGGCAACGAGCGCUUGUUGUGCUUCUUGCUCGAACCAAGGACCGUAUCAUCGACAUUGCGGAUGCUCUCUGCACGCUGGAUUGUGGAAGUUCGAAGGCCCAUCUUCGCCCAAAUGCCAGGUGAAGAUCUCGAGCAAGAAAUCUCGCAGCGGGAUGUUCCGAUCGAUUUCUGUACAGAAUCUGGGCGAUAAGAGUUUGUCUGCCUCGUGUAGUCCGAGUUCUAGCGGCGAGAUACAUUCGCCGUUCGAUGAGUCCAGCUUUGAAACCCGCGAGAAGCUGGCCGACGAGGAGUGCAACGCAUCGACUGAUGAUGAAACGAGUCUUACGGUAACCUUAAUGGAGGAAUUGGCUACCCUGAUUCAAGUAGUGAAAGACGGAGAGGUGGGUCUUGAAGAAAUGCACGGUGAUGGGAAUGACGGCUUUCGGGGAGGGGAUUCAAAACGAAUUCUGGCCCGAUCCCGCAUGGCCCGCUCCGUGCCUGAUCUGUGCGCAUACGCAGGACCAGAUUCCAAAGGUCCUACUGUGGCUGCCGCGCUGAAGUUUGAAUCACCGGGUCUUACUCGUCCUCAGUUGGAAUGACUGGGUUCUCCAGAUGCAUCCCCCAUCCCCAAAAGCGGGCAAACUGAAAUCCAAUUUUUAUGUGGAGCGACAUUCGCGGAUCGAUGAUUUACAGCAGUUGAUCACACCACAAGCGUUGUGAGGAAAUCGUACCCGUGAUUUACCAACGUGGAACGAAUGAAAUUCAUUGAUGUGAAAUAUAGACGAAAAGUAUUCUUGGUGCGAGGACAGAAAAUUUUGACUGAAAUGAUGACGGUUAUCAGCCAGCUUUUAGAUGCAGCAUGCUCUGCUUACGCCAUGAACGACGAUUUUGGAGGUGGAAAUCGCGCAGGUUUUGCCUUGUUAGCUUAAGCCAAGAGCAGAAUAAUUUGAUGUCCGACUCGUCGUCCGACGUCUCCACUAGCUGCCCUUGUUUAGUCAACAUGUUUCUAGCAUUGCGGUCCUUGAGCGUUCAUGCGAUCAGUUUGUGAGAUUGUGUAGAUUUGUAUAUAUGCCGAAGGCGAUUUAGUUUUCUUGGGAGCAUUCCGGUCUUGAAAGAUUGACUCUUCGAUUCAGAAUACAUGUAACAAUUGUUCCAAAUACCAGAAGAAAUGGCCACAAUCGUUCAGUGUGA